CCCCCAUCAGCUCCUCUGCCUCCCUCCUCUGGCAAGCAAUGGUCGAGUUCAAGCUACCCACAUGGUACACGACGCCUAUGGCGCAAGUGGUGCUUGUCGGCAUCACCUGCUUUGCCACAGUCGGCAUGUUCAGCGCGGUCUCCAACUUGGGUGCUGGAGGUCUUAGCGACAUCACGCUCUCCGACACCUCCCAAGGUGUCCUCUACGGCACCUUCGCCAUCACCGGUCUCGUCAGUGGUGGUAUCAGCAACUUGCUUGGUCCCCGGCUCACGCUCUUCCUCGGUACUCUCGGUUACGCGCUCUACGUCGGUUCCCUAUGGUGCUACCAGACGCAGGGGACCGGCUGGUUCGUCAUCCUCGCGGGGGCGAUCCUGGGUGUUUCUGCGGCGCUGCUGUGGUCGGCGCAGGGCGCGAUUAUGAUGUCGUACCCGCUCGAGAAGGACAAGGGGAAGGCGUUUGCGAUCUUCUGGGCCAUCUUCCAGCUCGGGGCCUUCAUCGGCUCGAUCAUCGCCCUCGCGAUCAACAUCGAGAGCGGAGGCCUCUCCGCCGUGUCGACCUCGACGUACAUCGCGUUCUUGGUCAUCAUCUUCAUUGGUGUCGCCUCGGCGUGGUUGAUCCUGCCGCCCAACAGGGUCGUCCGGUCCGACGGCACCAUCGUCAAGCUCGAGGCGUUCUCCAAGCCGCACGAAGAGGUCGUCGGCAUGAUCCGCCUCUUUAAGGACUGGCGCAUGCUCGCACUCGUGCCGAUGUUCUUCGCGUCGAACUACUUCUACGCGUACCAGGGCUCGAUCAACACGAACAUGUUCGACGGGCCGACGCGUGCACUCAACGCGACGCUCGAGGGCGCGGGCGCGAUCGUCGGCGCGCUCAUGAUCGGGUACUUCUGCCUCGACCUCAAGUUCCUGCGGCGCCGCACGCGCGGGCUCCUUGGUUUGGCCGUCGUCACCGUGCUCGUCGUCAUCGUGUGGGCGGUCAGUCUCUCGUGGCAGGUCACGUUUACGCGCGCGGACGUGAGCGACGCGAACCGCAUCAACUACCAUGACGCGAACUACAAGGGCAAGGGCGCGCUCUUCUUCUUCUACUACUUCUCCGAUGCGUGCUACCAGGCGCUCGCGUACUGGAUCAUGUCCGCGCUCACGAACGACCCCUUCAAGCUCGCGCGGUACGCUGGCCUGUACAAGGCACUCCAGUCCGCCGGUUCCGCGGGCUCGUUCGGCAUGGACGCCGUCUCGACGCCGUUCCUCAACGAGCACCUCGCGUCGUGGAUCCUGAUGCUCGCGUCGAUCCCGCUCGCGUACCUCGUGCUCCGGACCGUGAAGGAGACGAAUUACGGCGACGAGAAGAUGGUGUACGUGGACGACCUGAAGCACGGGGCCGCGGAGGAGGGCGCCGCGGAUGCGCCGGCGACGCGCACGGAGAGCAUCGAGAAGGGCAGCGUGUCGGACCGCGCGGAGGAUACCCCACGCCCGCUCGUCGCCUCCGCGUAGAGUGUAGACGGCUCUAGGGAUUCUCGCUGUUUGCUUGUUGCGCCGAUGGUAUACCCCUGGCCAUCGGCGGCUGGGACGUGCUGCUUUUUGUUACGCUCACGACAUGGAUGUAUAGUACGAGUACGGUGUGGCCUGGGGCGGCUCGGACAGACUUAGGCCUGCAGUUUUGUGGGUACCGCCGCUCUGCCUUGCACGAUAGCGACUCUGCGCUUGGGAUGCGCGUACUUAUUUUGGUAUUCCCGGCGGUGUCUGCGGUGGCCCUCCCUCCUCUGUAAUGCUUUGAUGUGUUUCGUUGCUCAUGGAUGUUUCGCUAAUGACAUGCACGGAUCUCUCGGA
Molecule: messenger RNA, 1823 nt
Organism: Trametes versicolor FP-101664 SS1
Lineage: Eukaryota; Fungi; Basidiomycota; Agaricomycetes; Polyporales; Polyporaceae
Product: MFS general substrate transporter
Exons: 8
Coding region: 39-1487 (482 amino acids)
Source: RefSeq, a predicted model, not a curated record